AUGAAGCGAAUGCGCUUUGCAGAUCAUCCUAAGAAGAGUGAAGGUGUUAAAGCCAGCAGUCCAAAAUGGAGAAUAAAUCUACAGAACCACGACGGGACUGCUGUGAAAGGAAUUCAAGGAGAGUUAGUCGCGGUGUUUAACAGAGGCUUUGCCAUCUUGCAGGAGUACUCGCUCUUCACCGUAAAGACCAAGAUGAACGCAUUCGCCGUGUACCUUUCUACGCAGUUUCCUAUACAAGCUCAUUUGAUGUCAUUCAGUCAGACAGAGCACCAGAAACGAUCUUUUAUUAAUAUGAUGUUGCGAGAAUUUCCUACUAGAGACUUCGAGAACUGGGCAAAGUGCGAGCAGCUACUUCCACAAGUCAAUUUUCUCUAUCACAUGCAGCCAUCUACUGUGGAACUGUCAAUCGCAUGGGCGCAGACGCUUUCCAACGCUGCAUGGUACCUAUGGAAGACGGGAAAAUAUAAAAUGGCACAAGACUUCCUAGUCAAGGCGCUUGCAGUUAUGGAGCUGGUCUUAGAGCCGCAUAACGAGCAAAUGCUGAGCAGUGUUGACAUCAUGGCAGGGGUCAUGUCAUCUCAGGGGAGAUACAGCCAAGCAGAAGAGCUCCAUUGGCAAGCACUAAAAGGAUUCAAAAAGGAUUUGGGUUACACCAUCCCUUCACUCUGA
Molecule: messenger RNA, 669 nt
Organism: Ascochyta rabiei
Lineage: Eukaryota; Fungi; Ascomycota; Dothideomycetes; Pleosporales; Didymellaceae
Exons: 2
Coding region: 1-669 (222 amino acids)
Molecular function (GO): protein binding
Source: RefSeq, a predicted model, not a curated record